This is a messenger RNA of Sebastes umbrosus (honeycomb rockfish), 2967 nucleotides long. Its product is annotated as zinc transporter ZIP3-like. Gene Ontology annotation, biological process: zinc ion transmembrane transport. Gene Ontology annotation, molecular function: zinc ion transmembrane transporter activity. The record is from RefSeq and is a predicted model, not a curated record. NCBI's taxonomy places the organism in Eukaryota, Metazoa, Chordata, Actinopteri, Perciformes, Sebastidae. The transcript has 3 exons. Gene Ontology annotation, cellular component: plasma membrane. Bases 224 to 1180 code for a protein of 318 amino acids.
GGACGCGUGACGUAAUGAGGAAGUCUUUUCCUGCUCACCUGCUGGAGGAGAGACGGUCGGACAGGUAAACACAGUGACGCCGACUCGUGAUUUAGAGGUUUAACAUGUUUCUGUUGAGCUGAGGUCGCUGCUUCGACAACAAACAAACCACAGAGAACCAGUAGAGUCCAGCAGCUGCAGAGUGGAGGUGUGUGUGAUGAGGCUGUAGUGUUUGAGCUUCAGGAUGGAGAUCCUGGUGGCCAAGCUGCUCGGCCUGUUGGGAUUGUUCGGUCUCAUGCUGGCGGGUGUACUGGUCCCAGUGCGCCUCCUGCUAGCCGACUACGACAAGGCACACAGAUACAGGAGAGCUCUGUCUCUGUGUAACUCGUUUGGAGGAGGCGUGUUCCUGGCAACAUGCUUCAACGCUCUGCUGCCUGCCGUCAGAGACAAGGUGGCCGAAGUGUUCCAGCAGCUGAAGAUCAGCAGUGACUAUCCUCUGGCUGAGACAAUGAUGAUGCUUGGCUUCUUUCUCACCGUGUUCGUGGAGCAGGCCGUGCUCACCUUCAGGAAGGAGAAACCGUCCUUCAUCGACCUGGAGACCUUCAACGCCGGUGGCUCCGAGGCCGGCAGCGACUCAGAGUACGACACGCCCUUCAUCUCCUCUGCGCGGGGCUCGCCGGGCGAGGGUGGCGAGCACCGUUCCCAUGGACACCAUCACGGACACUUCAGCCCCGCUGAGCUGGCGGGGGCGGGGCCUCUGCGGUUAGCCAGCCUGGUCCUGGCUCUGUCGGCUCACUCUGUGUUUGAGGGCCUGGCGCUCGGUCUGCAGGAGGACGGAGCUAAGCUGGGCAGCCUCUUCCUGGGCGUGGCCGUGCACGAGACACUGGCCGCCGUGGCACUCGGGGUGAGUGUGGCCAAGGCGUCGCUCGGCAUGAAGGACGCCGCCAAGCUGGGCGUCAUGGUCAGCCUUAUGAUCCCGCUGGGGAUGGUGGUGGGGAUGGGUAUCGAGUCAACUCAGACGCUGGCGGGCAGCAUGGUGUCGGUGGUGCUGCAGGGAUUCGCCGCCGGAACCUUCCUGUUUGUCACCUUCUUUGAGAUUCUGUCCCGAGAGCUGGAUGACAAACGGGACCGGCUGCUCAAAGUGCUCUUCCUCAUCCUCGGCUACACGGUGCUCGCCGCACUCGUCUUCAUCAAGUGGUGACACACAGGAAGUGCCCUGACACACAAGUGCUCUGACACACAGCAAUACCAAAGGAAUACUCAUAACUCCAUAAAGGCAGCAGAAACAUCUGGAUCAGCUGGAUGAACACAAGCUGUCAGCUGUGUCUGUGAUGUAAACAGUUUAAACAGAAAUAUAACAAAUGAAUCUUAAAGAGUAACGUUCCCCCCCGUAAAAUCUUGUCUGUACUGACCUCCAGUAGUUUAACUUGCUGCAGUGAUCUACAGGUAUACUCCAGGACACUAUGACAUCACUGUUGGGUGUGGUUACAAGUGAAACACACAUGUAACUUCCACCAGAAGGCAGCAAAACAAACCUUCUCGCCAAAACUCAUUGUGUGUACCUUUGAGACCUCCCCGAGAUGGCUGAGACCAAAAGGAGCAUUUCUGAUAUUUCCCCAAAGGCUUUUUCUUUUCUUCAUUCAAAUGAUUAACAUUACUUAAAAAACAACGUCAACAUUAUUUAUGACUACAAAAACAGAAGACUAAAUGUAAUUUAAUUUGGGCUUUAGCAUGUUUAUUUAAAAUCCUCUAGGUAUAAGUUACAAAAUUACUGGAAUUUGAAUUCUAGAUUCUAAAUUGAAUGUUUGAAGUUGUUGAAAUGCAGGCUGAAGCAGCUAAAUGAAGAUAAAUAUACUGUAAUAAUCAUUUAAGAAUGGGAGACGUUGCUGAAAGGGGAUAUGUUCAGUGAAGAAACAAGAAGAAAAAACACAUAAUGACUUCAAACAUUGUAAAGACAAGUGAAUUAUUGUAGGUAAGUAACAAAUAUACAUCAAAUAAUAUAUUUCAUUGACAAGUAAUUAAUCGCUUUUUUGCACUUUUUCAUUUCUGCAAUACUUUUUUUUACCAGUUACCCCUCAUGUCAAUACACUGUUGUAAACCAAAAGUUCAGAGGUGGAAGAAGAACUCAGAUCUUUUACUUAAGUAAUUGGAUUAUAAUUAUUGAUGCGUUAAUGUAUUUAUCACUUCAAUGUUGCAGCUAGUAAAGGUGGAGCUAAUGUUAAUUACUUUAUAUACUGCUGGCUGGCUUAAUCUAUAUUAUUACACGGCUUUGUUGAAUACUCGAUUCUGAUUGGUCAACUACGGCAUUCUAUGGUCUGUUAUUUCUCUAUAGCAGACCGUUGCUAUGGACGCAGUUCUGAUCUCUGUACACAGCGAGAGGACUAUUCUUUUAGCGGAAGCAAUGAAAUCAUUUUAAAUCAAUAUUUUGUGUCAAAUUAUAGCUCUCUUUGGUAAGUAGCUAUGUAAUAAGAGGGAUAAUGAACCCCGACAGGGUGAGCAGGACUCUGCAUCAUAAUUUAUUAGUUGAUUAUAUUUUGUAUUAUCAAUUUGAAUCUGCAAAGUAACUACAGCUGUCGAGUAAAUGUAGUGCAAUAAAAAAGUACAAUAUUUCCCUCUGAGAUGUAGUGGAGUAGAAGUAUAAAGUAUAAAAUAAAUACUCAAGUAAAGUACAAGUAGCUCAAAAUUGUACUGGUGUAAAAUUACUUAGUUACUUUCCACCACUGCAAAAGUCAAAUACAGAGUCUGGUGUUAAGUUCCGCUUUAGUUUUUUAAUAAACCUAGUCUCUGUAUGAAGUUGAAAUAAUCACACUGGAGCCUUUUACAGAUACUCGACAACAUAUAUCCAUGUACAUGCAUAUUUUUAUGACUUUUUUCAUUGUUGUGUGUUCAUAUUGUGAUCUUGAAUAGUUUUGUAUUUAUGAUGGUGUCAUCCCAUUGUUGUCUCAUGUUUCUUUUGUGUUAGUAGAAAUUAAAGUGAUUAUUAACAUA